Messenger RNA from Nerophis lumbriciformis (worm pipefish), 874 nucleotides. RefSeq names its product Tax1 (human T-cell leukemia virus type I) binding protein 3 (gene tax1bp3). The record is from RefSeq and is a predicted model, not a curated record. Gene Ontology annotation, molecular function: protein kinase binding. NCBI's taxonomy places the organism in Eukaryota, Metazoa, Chordata, Actinopteri, Syngnathiformes, Syngnathidae. Gene Ontology annotation, cellular component: basolateral plasma membrane; adherens junction; postsynaptic membrane. Gene Ontology annotation, biological process: embryo development; cell-cell adhesion; neurotransmitter receptor transport, endosome to postsynaptic membrane.
UUCCCUGCUAGCCUGCUUUAAACUCAUUUAGCAAUCACCAAGGAAGUUGCCCCGCUUCGGAUUUUUUUCUCCCUCAACGCCACCGUUUGCUUUUUAUGUGUUUAUUUUCCAAAACAUUCCAGUCCAACAAUGUCUUUCAUUCCUGGACAGCCGGUGACUGCAGUUGUGCAAAGAAUUGAGAUCCAAAAGCUGCGGCAGGGGGAAAAUCUGAUUCUGGGGUUUAGCAUCGGAGGAGGGAUCGACCAGGAUCCGGGUCAGAACCCCUUCUCUGAGGACAAGACCGACAAAGGCAUCUACGUGACCAGAAUAACAACAAAGGGGCCAGCAGAGGUGGCCGGCCUGAUGAUGGGCGACAAAAUCAUGCAGGUAAACGGCUGGGACAUGACCAUGGUGACGCACGACCAGGCCCGCAAAAGGCUGACCAAGAAGAAUGAGGACGUGGUGCGCCUGUUGGUCACCAGGAAGUCACUGGAGGACGCCGUCAAUAACUCAAAGGGCCAUCAAGCCCGACACUAAGGAGGAGGAGGAAGAGGAUGAUAUCGGACAAAACGCUGCCGCUACACGGAUGCCCGCUGGAACGUAUCGCCAUGUCUGGUGCCAUUAAAUCACACUCUGUUCUGUUCAAUCACUGAAACAUGAAGGGAAACCUCCUUCGUAUGUACUCGGCGCCACUUCAAAAAAGACAGUUCAGGCUUCGCUACACAUUUUUAAAACAAAGCCCUGCCAACUUAUCAGCUGUAGACGUGGGAGCUGUAAUAAUUCUGUGGCUAUGCAAACUUGACAUCGUUCUGGCUGCUGCAUAAUCAGAACCAAAAUUAAUUUCCCCUGUAGCAAAUGUAGUAUUAUUAUGAAUAUAAAUACUUCCAUCAUUGUA